AUGGUGGUGCCCCAAAGACCUCAGCCAGGUACUGGCCAACUUGAAGUUCAAGCCUUUUGCGGCUCUUCUUCCAUCUCCAAGAUUUCAUCCACAUACCCUCUGAAACUCGUGUCGCCGCCAUCCAGAUCAACUGACCAUGCUGUCCUCGUCUUUAUGAUGAGCUAUGGUGGUGGGUUGGUCGCCGGCGACCGUGUAGACUUGAAUAUCAGACUUCGACCGAAAUCGCGACUGGUCCUUCUUACACAAGGAAGUACAAAGGUGUACAAAACACCAUCCAAGUCAAUAUGUUCAUACCAAAAUCUCACUGUCACGGUCGAAGAAGGAGCAGGGCUCCUGCUAUUACCGGACCCGGUACAGCCAUUCAAGGACAGUUUGUAUGAGCAAUGUCAAAUAUUUCAUGUCCACUCUUCGUCAAAUAUACUAGUCCUAGACUGGGUUUCCGAAGGACGAACUGCAAGAGGCGAGGCAUGGGAAUUUUUUGGAUGGAAGGGUCGAAAUGAGAUUUGGUCGCUUUCUGAUCCAGAAAAAGGAACCAAGAAGAAGCUCUUGAUCCGAGAUAGUCUGAUUCUGGAUGAAACAUCAUCUACAAAGCAAAACUAUAAGAAUGAGAUGGAUGAUCUCGGGGUUUUUGGUACUCUCAUCAUUCGAGGCACAAUGUUUCGUGCUCUUGGCGACUUCUUUCUCGCAGAGUUCUCCCGUCUCCCACGUAUUCGGACAAAUGGGAAGCUUCAUGAACAAGCUGAUUUGCACUCAGGUGAAUCUGUCAAAACAUGGACUGCUGCUUCUGUGCGAGGCUCUGUCAUCGUCAAAUUUGGUUCUCGGGAUGUCGACGCUGCAAAACGUUGGUUGAGGAAUAUAUUAUUGCAAGAUGGAACAGUGGGGAGGGAGUUUGGGGAACGCUCUUUGUUGUGUCUACAUUGA
This is a messenger RNA of Penicillium concentricum, 921 nucleotides long. Its product is annotated as urease accessory protein UreD. The coding region runs from base 1 to 921 and encodes 306 amino acids. The transcript has a single exon. The record is from RefSeq and is a predicted model, not a curated record. NCBI's taxonomy places the organism in Eukaryota, Fungi, Ascomycota, Eurotiomycetes, Eurotiales, Aspergillaceae. Gene Ontology annotation, molecular function: nickel cation binding.